AUGUCUCGAUCGGUGUACUUUCUCGCGUGUUUCUUUCUACUAAUAACCAACGCGCAAUGCCACAUUUUGGAUAAAAGAAUCAUAUUAAAAGUCCGUCAGAAUAUCGAGAAAGCCAUCAAUUAUAUCGAUGAUAAUUACGAUAAGAUGAACGAAGAUUGCCUGUUCGGUGUGGUGUUGAGCAUUGCUAUUAUGAGAGACUCGUACCGCAACGGAAGCCACAUAAUGGAUUCGAGCACUUUAAAUAUCAUAAACAAGUUGAGAAAAGUUCUACAAAAAGCUGUACCCUAUGUUAAUGAAGACCGAACGUGGAAAUCCAUGUUGAUUCCCCAGUUGUGGCAAAAGAAUAUAGAAUACAAAUACAACGAAUUAAACAGCUUCUCUAGCGUUAAAAACAUCCAAAUUCUAACAAACAUAGCAAAAUACCACAACGACAAAACAUUCCUAGACAAAAUGGAUGCCUGCUUGAAAGAUAUAAUAACCACUACACAAUCAUUAACACCAACAUUAUGCCUAAUAAACGGAAACUGUUGGGAUAUUUUCUAUCGAAACGACAACAUCUCAUCCGGCUACAUUUUAACGCACAAACUGUUAUCCCUGCAACUGGCCAAACAAAGAAACUGCAUAAUCGACGAACGUUUCUACCGAUCGAACGCCAAACACCUCUGCUCCCGCAUGUUCUCCGAGAUACUAAACGGCGACUAUUUCGAUCAAUUGGACCGCAUGUUCGACCUGUUCCUCGAAGAAGCUGUACUGUGCGGUUACGAGGGCUACGCGGACUUUUUCUCCAACCGAUGGUUGCUGUACAUUUUGAAAUCCCAACGGUCGAGUGGCUGUUUUUCCGCGACGUUGAGCGACGAUUUGAAGACUAAAAUCAAACGAACGACUAAUAUAUUCGAAGACGGAUGCGCGGAUCACACCACCGGUUUAGGACUGGCCGUUUUAAGCUUGUACUACAACUUUAUCGUUAAAGAAAUAUUCGUCUAA
This is a messenger RNA of Phyllotreta striolata, 984 nucleotides long. The record is from the annotation of a GenBank genome assembly. NCBI's taxonomy places the organism in Eukaryota, Metazoa, Arthropoda, Insecta, Coleoptera, Chrysomelidae.